Molecule: messenger RNA, 3897 nt
Organism: Fonsecaea monophora
Lineage: Eukaryota; Fungi; Ascomycota; Eurotiomycetes; Chaetothyriales; Herpotrichiellaceae
Exons: 9
Coding region: 1-3897 (1298 amino acids)
Biological process (GO): regulation of DNA-templated transcription; DNA-templated transcription
Molecular function (GO): zinc ion binding; DNA-binding transcription factor activity, RNA polymerase II-specific; DNA binding
Source: RefSeq, a predicted model, not a curated record
AUGGAGAACCUCGAGGAGCGCCUCAAGAGUCUGGAGGAACUCAUCAAGAUGUCGGUCGCGGCGAGGCUCCCAGAGAACGGUCACGCUGAACGAGUGGACGUUCUGACCCCGUCAUCGCUACCGUCGACCACCUCCCCGACUGAACAAACCUCAUACGUGGCAGAUACGCUCCUGGCAGAAGUAGCAGGCAGCAGCACCCAGCAGUCACCGGGCCAGUCACUGCUACAAGCGCUUGGCUCCAUCCAACCGCGAAGGAUGACAGCCGACGUUACACAAUCACUUGGCGGUGAAAUGGACCUUUUGGGGACUGAUGUGACUCAGGCAUGGAGCCCAAACUCCGACUCACAAUUUGCCAUGCCAGCCCCGGCUCUUGCUACGACUGAUGAGGAGCUUCGCCCUCAAGUCCGUUAUAAUGGGGCGAAGAAAUGCUCGCUGCCGCCGGUGCAAGGCGGCCUCUUCCUCCUGCAGGAAUUCCUGGUGGAUUUUAACACAGCACUCCCACUCUUCGACCCCGCGGUGAUCACAUCCCUCUUUCAGGACUGUUACAACGGAAGAGCCAACGGCAAGCCGAUCGAGUGGGUGGCACUCAAGGUCGUUCUUGGAAUCGCACACCGCCUCCGUGCAAUGAGUCCACUGGGGGUCCCGCAAGAUACGGAGAAUGCCGAAAUCUAUCUGCAGGAAUCGCUCGACACGGUGCCAGAAUUACUGGUACUCCGGCCCUCGUUGCUUCUGGCUCAAUGUUUUCUUGGCUUAGCCGUGGUGAUAUCGACAUCCUCACGGCCAUUUCCAGCCCAGACAUUUGUCUCCCUCGCCCUACGGGUUGUCCAGGAUCUUCGGGUCAACGAUCCCAAGGGGACUGAACCAAUCAAUGCGGUCGAUCGAACCCAGCAAGAGCGCGUUUUCUGGGUCGCCUAUUUUAUGGAAGUAGACAUGAAUAUGAGGGCGGGCAGACUGCCCAACCUGCCACCGAGAUUGAUCAAUGUUGAAAUACCAAGGGACGGCGAGCCAGAUGCCGCAGGGGAAAUCACCGCCGCCAAUGGCGAAUUCAAGGUCAAUAUUCUCCGACUUCACGUGGAGCUUGCUUUGAUCCAGGCCGAAUUUGGAGAGCAACUUGCAUUGCUGCAUACCGCGCAGAACUCGGAUCCUGCAGGCGAUGCCGAGCUGCGCUCAAUCAAUUCGCGGCUGGAGGAGUGGCGACGUAACUGGAUCUUCGAGCUUGACGCCGAGCACCUACGUGCGGCUCUGCAUCGAUCGGAUCUAGUCCACGUUGUCAUCCUCGAGUCGACUUAUUUUUCGACUACAUACGCCUUCUGGGCCCGUAUGUUACCGGGGCCUCGAGCAAGUAACAAUGCGUUCUCCGCCCAAGGACUAAUCGAGGGAAUGACGAAACAAAAGGCGCAAAUUUUGCACAAAGACGCCCGGAGAUUCAUCAACCUGCUGAGGUUGAUCCCGGGCGACGAUAUUGCUUGCAACUGGCUGUCGCUGGAAUCUAUCGUCUCAGCCAUGGUGGUUGUCCUCGCCCAUAUCAUUUUCAACCCCCUCGAUGAGAGUUCGGUAUCAGACUUCAGCGUCUCGAGAUAUAUGUUACAAAUCCUGCAUCGUUUGAGCAACAUCAGCAAAGAUGACGGACUGGUUGCCAUUCAGAAUCUUUGUGGGAAGCAUGUAACCACCGCCUGCCUUGGCUGUCGCAAACGCAAGAUCAAGUGCGACGGUAUCAGUCCGCGCUGCUCAAACUGCGUGCUCUACGCCCAGGAGUGUGUCUUCCAGCAUGGCGUGGAUAAACGGAAGAUCGCUCCCAAGGAGAGAUUACAAGCCCUGACGAGCUACUGCCAUCAACUCGAGUCGCUACUCGUUACGCAUGGCAUCGAUGUGCCGCCUCCACCGCCGCUCCAUGUUCAAAACAUUCCAGCGAACAGUCAGACCGCAUCAUCAUGGCCUGUCGAUGCUUCUCCACCCCAAAGCAUUCCCCCGGGCAUCGAUCAGUCUGAUUUCGGCGUCUCUGAAUGGCUUGGCGCAGACGGCCCCCCGGGUCAAGAUGCUUUAGUCAUGCCGGGAAAGUCUCUCGAGGAUGGUUACUUGUAUUCCGCUCCGGAUGUGCCUCAGAUCGAGGAUUCGAAUGCCGACCUCAAAACACCCGUUCCUAGUCACAGUGAAGACGUUCUGCUAGAUCAACUGUCCGGCAGGAUGGGCUCGUUGCAGAUUGCCGAGGAUGGCCAAUUGCGAUUUUACGGGGCGACGUCCAACCUACACAUCCUCCAUAAUGGACCCUUGUCUUUGUCUCGGUCAAAAUUCCGCUCGCCCUCUGAACAAGGCGCCGAAUUACUCAACGGAGCGGGUGUUGGUCACCUUGUUGAUGAAAGCCUUGAAGACCACCUCUUGCGACUGUACUUCACGUGGGAGGAGCCUUCGAUACAUGUGGUGGAUGAGUCCGUGUAUUGGCGCGAGCGAAUGAUUUGUAAAGCCACAGGUCAAGUCAGCACCUUGUACUCGGAGGUGUUGACCAACGCGAUGUGUUCUGUUGGUGCGACCCUCACCACCAGGACUUACCCUCACUUGCCUGACCCGCUGUCGGACUUUUUUGCCACCAGAGCCAAAUUGCUUCUGGAGCUUGAAAUGGACGCGCCCACGCUAUCGACAGUUCAAUCCCUGGCCAUCCUUAGCGCCGUCGAGGCGUCUCUGACCAGGGAUGCUCGUGGCUGGUUGGACAGUGGAAUGGCUGUCAGACUCGCGGUUGACUUGGGUCUUCAUCUUGAUCCGGAACCGUACGUUCAGGCGGGCCUAAUCACGCGUGAAGAGGGGAUGAUCCGAAAGGUGGUAUGGAGUGGCGUCUUCGUUCACGACAGGAUGUGGAGUUUGUACGUCGGUAGGCCUGUCGCCCUGGACGACAGGCAUGUAACGGUACAGUUCUCUGCGGAAGAAGCCAACCCAAGUCGCAUCCAAAGGUACUGGUCCCCUUAUGAUGACAGUGAGGCAUUGGAUUUGCCUCGGCUGCCAGACUCAAUUGACGAGCUUGGGGUUUGGAACGUGAAACUAUGUGCACACAUGACCGCUAUCAGGGAGACGCUGUAUCCCGAUGCGAAGACUGGCCCAAUGAACGCCAGGCAGCUGUAUCAAUUUGCGAUCCAAAUGCGUGAUAAUCUAUUGGGUUGGCAAAGGAGUCUCCCGUCCAGCCUCGCCGUCAACAAUCUAGACAAACGAGAUCUAUACCUUCCGCACGUCCUCCAACUCCACAUGCAAUACCAUAGCAUCAUGAUCAUCACAUUCCGCCCGUUCUUUGCCUCCGUCAAGACUCUACCGGGCCUCACCACGGCUGAAAUUGCGACUGGCCGCAACCACUGCACGAACUCGGCCAACUUCAUGGCAAAACUGAUUCAGACCUAUCGUCGCCUGUAUAGUCUCAGAAGAAUCAAUGUUCAGGCUGUCCAUCUCGUCUUUACGGCCACGUUGAUCCACGUUUUCACCGCCUGCGCUGCCACGGAUCCGGUUCGAAGCAAUAGCGCGUGGAAGAACCUAGAGAUUUGCUGUCAAGCAUUGGGCGAAUUAGGUCUCGCCUUUAAAAGCGCCUCAAGAGCCCUCGAGGUCAUCAUGGGCAUCAAGAGUGAUCUCCUCCGGAGGUCAAAGUCGAACGUCAAGCGACAGAAUCCUUGGAGUGACGUGCAUGAGCCUGGACUUGUACCGGCAAAGAAACGGCGGCCCACCAAUGCUGAAAGCGACCUGAUGGCGACACACCAGUCACCUCAAAGCCAAGGUAGCUCUGACGUUGGCCUCAACCUGAGCGAGACCGACCCCGCGUUCAACUUUUUCGAUACCUCGUACGACGACUUUUCCCUCGAGACUCUGUUUUGGAGUGGCUACUCCAACCUCGAACUGCCUCACUACCUCCCUGAAGAGCCAUGA